Molecule: messenger RNA, 1832 nt
Organism: Calidris pugnax (ruff)
Lineage: Eukaryota; Metazoa; Chordata; Aves; Charadriiformes; Scolopacidae
Gene: SCN3B
Product: sodium channel, voltage gated, type III beta subunit
Exons: 6
Coding region: 281-952 (223 amino acids)
Biological process (GO): sodium ion transport; regulation of heart rate by cardiac conduction; ventricular cardiac muscle cell action potential
Cellular component (GO): voltage-gated sodium channel complex
Molecular function (GO): sodium channel regulator activity
Source: RefSeq, a predicted model, not a curated record
CCCCGCAGCCACCUGCUGCUCCGCGCCCCGCAGCGCAGCGGGGCGGAGGCGGCGGCGGCCGCGCCCCGGCGAGAAGCGGAGCUGUCCGGGGCUCGGCCCUGUCCGUGGUGCUGCCCCCGCACACCCUCCCCGCAUCCCGCACAGCCUCCCGCAUCCCGCACACCCUCCUGCUCGCCCACCGGCGCAGCCCCCGGGCAUCCUGUUGCGCCGCGUCCACGGCCCCCGGGAGGGGGGGAGAAGGAGCGUUUUCUUUUGCGAAAGAGCCUCUGCCCAGGUUGAGAUGCGCUCGUGGCGCCGAACAAUGGCUGCGCUGCCCAGGCUGGUUUGUGCCUCUUCGGUCGCGUUGGUGCUCUGGGCCGGUUUUUGUUCUGCAGUAUGUGUGGAAGUUCCAUCAGAGACAGAGGCUGUCCAGGGAAAAGACAUGAAGCUCCUCUGCAUCUCCUGCAUGAAGAGGGAAGAGGUCACAGCCACCACGGUGGUAGAAUGGUUCUACAGGCCAGAGGGUGGAAAAGAUGAACCUAUCUACGAUUACAGGAACAAGAAUUUCCGUGAAUUCCCAAGCCGCUUCAGUGGCCGGUUACAGUGGAACGGGAGUAAAGACAUGCAGGACGUGUCCAUCACUGUGUUAAAUGUGACUCUGAAUGAUUCGGGUGUCUACACCUGUAACAUCACCCGGGAGUUUGAGUUCGAGAUUCACCGACCUCUCUUCACCAGCUCCAGACGGAUCCAGCUCACCGUGGUGGAAGAGGCUGGAGAAGACUUCACCUCGGUCAUCUCUGAAAUUAUGAUGUAUAUUCUGCUGGUCUUCCUCACCUUGUGGCUACUGAUAGAGAUGGUCUAUUGCUACAGGAAAGUCUCUAAGGCGGAGGAGGCUGCCCAGGAAAAUGCGACAGACUAUCUUGCGAUUCCAUCGGAAAACAAGGAAAACUGUCCCGUGCCUGUGGAGGAAUAGCGGGAAGGAGUCAGUGGAACAAACGGCACCAAAGGGCUCUGAAGACAGAAGGACCGUGUCCUGCCAGCCAGGUUUGAGGGGGAGCUCUGCGCCGUCGGGAGGAAAUACGGGGAAGUGUAAAUUCUCUUCCAUUUGCCUUGGACUCUGUACAGGCUUGACUUUGGCCUCAUGACUCCAUUCUGAGCUGCCGGCCCAUUGCUAAAGGACUCUUCUUUUGAAGCAUGCUGAGCAAGGGGCUCAGGGGUGUGGGCAGCACGGCUCCUUCCCAAGUUUCAGUCCCAUCAUCAUGUUAAUGGCUUUGUAAAUGUUAAGUGUCAUUUCUUAGCUGCUGUCACCACCACCUUUAUUUGCUAAAUACGCUAGUUCUCCAUUGCAGAGAUAAAGGGUAUGUAUGUCAUGUUACUCUGACCUGCAGGACUGGGAGUGAGGUCAUUUAGGGUGAUGUUUUACCGUUAAGUUACAGCCCGAGCAGGGGAAGAAAAACAGGAAGAAAUUAAUUAAUUAGUUGUUAUUUUGGACUUUGGGCUCUGCCAUUCACAGGCAGAGUAGGGUGAGGACUAUAAUUUAUCAGAAUUGAUGAAAAUAUGUAGUAGGAGGGAGAAGUCCCUGUGCCACAUCCAGCCUUGCUUCCGGAGGAGGGAACUGAGACUAUAGAUCCUGAAGCACUGCUUUGGGGGAGGAGUGUGACGUAAGUAUCAGAAUCCCCUGUACCCCCCAUCCCCUUUCCUUUAGCAAGUGGCAGAAUUCUUAGUUCUGUCACUUUCCCUCGUGUAGCAGGUUUGCUCCUCAAGCACCCAGAGACACAGCCAUAACUGGUAGGCCGAGGUUUGCAGUUCACCUGUUUCUGGGGGAACCCCCCCCGCCCCCCGUGAAAAAAAAA